AUGGCUGGGCCCAUACAGUCUCGGCCAUAUAUACAUGGCCACGAAGCAGCAGCGGCACAACCCAUGCAGCAGCUAUCGCCUACCCCAUACUGUCCUGAAAGCGAGGGCAUCAAAGUCAUUCAACAGUAUGUGCCCACUAUUGCUGAAGAAAACAGCCCUGGUGAGGACUACGCUCGGGAAGAGGAUAUAUGGGACUACGACCUUAUUAGCGCUGUAGGCAUCAAAGCAAGCGCCAAGAAAAGACGGGCGGCCGUGGUGUACCACGUGAAGUGGAAAGGUUUCUCCAUUAGCGACAUGACUUGGGAGCUAGAGAGUCACUUGCCCUGA
Molecule: messenger RNA, 327 nt
Organism: Cyphellophora europaea CBS 101466
Lineage: Eukaryota; Fungi; Ascomycota; Eurotiomycetes; Chaetothyriales; Cyphellophoraceae
Exons: 1
Coding region: 1-327 (108 amino acids)
Source: RefSeq, a predicted model, not a curated record